Messenger RNA from Penicillium soppii, 1281 nucleotides. Its product is annotated as cytochrome P450. The record is from RefSeq and is a predicted model, not a curated record. The transcript is spliced from 6 exons. Gene Ontology annotation, molecular function: iron ion binding; heme binding; oxidoreductase activity, acting on paired donors, with incorporation or reduction of molecular oxygen. NCBI's taxonomy places the organism in Eukaryota, Fungi, Ascomycota, Eurotiomycetes, Eurotiales, Aspergillaceae. Bases 1 to 1281 code for a protein of 426 amino acids.
AUGGUGUUCGCAUCGGAAAUGGUGGGAUGGGAGCAUGGCCUCGUGAUGCAAACAUAUUCCAGUCAAUUCCGGGCGUAUCGCAAGGCACUGCAACCAUAUCUCGGUUCCGAAUCGGCAGUGGCCCAAUUCAAUUCUCUACAAGAAAUAGAGACGCAUCGCUUUCUCUUCCGUGUUCUGGAAGAUCAGACAAAGCUUGCAGAACAUAUCCAAACGGAAGCCGGCGCGGUGAUUCUUAAAAUUGCUUACGGUUACACUAUUGAACCGCAUAAGCGGGACCCCUUGGUGCAUAUGGCCAACGUUGCGCUUGAUGAAUUUUCGAAAGCUGCUUCACCGGGAACUUGGCUUGUUGACAUUAUUCCCGCCUUGAAGCACAUUCCCUCGUGGCUUCCAGGCGCAGGCUUCAAGCGAACUGCGGAAUUAUGGAAAAAUGACGUCGAGACCACCGCCCGCAUACCAUAUGACUUCGUGCGUCGGCAAAUGGAAGAAGGCCGGUAUGAGCCUUCCUAUCUCUCCAAUAUAUUCAAAACGACAGGAUAUCCUGCCCACGACUCUGAGGAGGAGUUGGUUGCAAAAUGGACAGCUGCAUCUCUCUAUACUGGCGGUGCUGACACCACUGUGAGCUCCGUUGAAUGUUUCUUCCUUGCAAUGACGCUAUAUCCAGAGAUUCAGCGCAAAGCUCAAGAAGAGAUCGAUCGGGUGUUGGGGCCUUGUCGUCUUCCCACCGUGACCAACCGCGCGCAUUUACCGUACGUUGAAGCUGUCAUCAAAGAAGCUCUGCGCUGGCAUCCGGUUGCACCCACGGGUAUUCCGCAUGCAUCAACUGAGGAUGAUACAUGGGGUGAAUAUUUCAUCCCUAAAGGAUCCUUGCUGAUAGCGAACAUCUGGGCAUUUACGCAUGAUCCUGCGGUUUAUCAUGACCCGAUGACCUUCAAACCGGAGCGUUUCCUAGGAGUUGAUGGCCGCAAGCCUGAGAUGGAUCCACGUGAGCUUGUCUUUGGAUACGGGCGUCGCAUUUGUCCCGGAAGGAUCUUGGCAGACACUACACUAUAUUUGGUUAUUGCUCAAUCACUUGCAGUGUUCGAUGUCAAGAAGGCUAUUGAGAAUGGAAAAGAAGUAGAAGUCCAACCGACGUUCCAGCCUGGAGUCAUCAGUCAUCCCGAGUCGUGGAAGUUCCACAUUACACCUCGUACUCCAGCCCAUGAGACGCUUAUUCGCUCAGUGGAACAGGAUCAUCCAUGGGAGAAGAGCAAUGCGUCAGAUCUUGAAAGAAGUCAGUCUUAA